CGAAAAACGAAAACAAUCACCACUCUGUGUUUUUUAGCUGCUCCAAGAGGACGCGAUUCUCUUCUGUCGGCGUUUUUCGGCGGCUUAUCGACAGACAACAGUAUAGUGGAUGAAACAAAUACGGAGUUUUGCAGUGCGGAAAGCUGAAUUAAAAGCAAUUGUUAAUUUGAAAAAAAAUAAAAUAAAACGGCAACGCCGCCGAACUUUAGCCUAAAGUAGAAAAGCAAAAUACAAAAAAAUUCAUAUUUGUUGUUUUUUUGGCCCGCAGACCGUGAAUUAAAAACAACAUCAAGUUUAACUACAGUGGCAGGCGUAACUGUAAAUUCCGCUUUGCUUUUGAUAUCAAAUAAAAAAUCCGCAGCAGAAGUUUUGAUUUAUUCUAAUUAAAAAAGGUUGCGAUAACCAACUUUGACCGAAUCAAAGGUGACUGACGACCGACGGCCAGCAAUGUGCAGACGGUCGCUGGCUGAAAUUGCUGGCAGGACACAGACACAAACCGCAAGGAUCAACCCAAUCAACGAGCAGCAGUUGCAGCUGUGAAUGCAACAGCAACUGACAACUGGCAACCGGCAACCAGCAACAUUGGCUACUUUUUAUAUAUAUCCAAAACGAAAUGCGUUUUUGCAGCUCGGCCAACAAGAACACACAGAUAGCAGUUGAUAGAUGAACUAAUGCAAAUGCCCUCCAAUUGCAACUUUUGAUGCAAACUUAAGGCAGGGGCCCAACAUAUAAACCCAACUUGACUGAUAGUUUAAACUACUUACCAUAAAGAAACCGAACAAAAGAAACACAACACACGGCUGCAACUAAUUUUUAAUUAAUUGUUAAGGACAACAACUCGUUAAUUGCCAAAUAUGUGUUGCCCCAACUGAAGCUGAAACAAAACGUAGUAGCAUCAUAAUUUAGGGGAAAAAAACAUUUAAAAGCAAAACCGUCACGAAAAGCUGAAGAUCAAGAGUUCGCGCCGGGAGAUACUUGCAUAAGCCAUGGGCAACAAAUGCUGCAGCAAGCGACAGGAUCAGGAAUUGGCACUUGCCUAUCCCACGAGCGGCUACAAGAAAUCCGACUACACCUUUGGCCAGACGCACCUCAACAGCAGCGGCGGCGGCAACAUGGGCGGCGUACUCGGCCAGAAGCACAACAACGGGGGUUCGCUGGACUCGCGCUAUACACCCGAUCCAAAUCAUCGGGGUCCUCUGAAAAUCGGCGGAAAGGGCGGCGUUGACAUCAUCAGGCCUCGCACCACACCAACCGGGGUUCCUGGUGUCGUGCUCAAGCGCGUGGUCGUGGCCCUGUACGACUAUAAAUCCCGCGAUGAAUCCGAUCUGAGCUUCAUGAAGGGCGACCGCAUGGAGGUCAUCGACGAUACCGAGUCCGAUUGGUGGCGCGUUGUGAAUCUGACCACCCGCCAGGAGGGCCUCAUCCCGCUCAACUUUGUGGCCGAGGAGCGGAGCGUCAACAGCGAAGACUGGUUCUUUGAGAACGUGCUACGAAAAGAGGCGGACAAGCUGCUGCUGGCCGAGGAAAAUCCGCGUGGCACUUUUCUUGUCCGACCAUCGGAACACAAUCCAAAUGGCUACUCGCUGUCCGUGAAGGAUUGGGAGGAUGGACGUGGAUAUCAUGUAAAGCACUACCGCAUCAAGCCGCUGGAUAAUGGCGGCUACUACAUAGCCACCAAUCAGACGUUCCCCUCGCUACAGGCCUUAGUCAUGGCAUAUAGCAAAAACGCUCUUGGCCUGUGUCACAUACUGUCGCGUCCCUGCCCUAAGCCGCAGCCACAGAUGUGGGACUUGGGACCAGAGCUGCGCGAUAAGUACGAGAUUCCGCGCUCGGAGAUUCAGCUGCUGCGCAAACUGGGACGCGGCAACUUUGGCGAGGUCUUCUACGGCAAGUGGCGCAACAGCAUUGAUGUGGCGGUCAAGACACUUCGCGAGGGCACCAUGUCCACGGCUGCGUUCCUCCAGGAGGCAGCCAUCAUGAAGAAGUUCCGCCACAACCGCCUGGUGGCCCUCUAUGCGGUUUGCUCGCAGGAGGAGCCCAUUUAUAUUGUUCAGGAGUACAUGUCCAAGGGAAGUCUGCUAGACUUCUUACGCGAGGGCGAUGGCCGGUACUUGCACUUUGAGGAUCUCAUCUAUAUAGCCACACAAGUAGCCAGCGGCAUGGAGUAUCUGGAGUCCAAGCAGCUCAUUCAUCGUGAUCUGGCGGCCCGUAAUGUGCUGAUUGGGGAGAAUAAUGUGGCGAAGAUUUGUGAUUUUGGAUUGGCGCGUGUGAUUGCGGAUGAUGAGUACUGUCCCAAGCAGGGAUCACGGUUUCCAGUCAAGUGGACGGCGCCCGAAGCGAUUAUCUACGGGAAGUUCUCGAUCAAGUCGGACGUAUGGUCAUAUGGCAUACUGCUGAUGGAGUUGUUUACGUACGGACAAGUGCCCUAUCCGGGCAUGCAUAGUCGCGAGGUGAUCGAGAAUAUUGAGCGCGGUUUCCGUAUGCCGAAGCCAACGAAUCACUACUUCCCGGACAAUAUUUAUCAGCUGCUGCUCCAGUGCUGGGAUGCUGUGCCCGAGAAGCGGCCGACGUUCGAGUUCUUGAACCACUACUUCGAGUCCUUCUCAGUCACGUCGGAGGUGCCGUAUCGAGAGGUGCAAGACUAAAAAGAGUCCAGCCUAAUCACACACAUCACCUACACUCUCUCACAGGCAUACACACACGUACGAUAUAUAUAUACAUAUAUAUAUAGUAUAUAAAGUUAUACAUAUAUUAUACAUUUAUAUGCAUAUUUACUAUAAUUCUUAAGACUUUUUAAUGGCAUAGUUGCAUACCAACCAACACAACCAUGAACUCUAUAUGUAUGGUAAAUGUAUGUGUUUAAGCGUAUCUAAACAAUUCAGAAACCAACUACAAACAACAAAAAAUCAACAAAACAAACAAAAAAACUAAAAAUCGGAAAAACAAAAUUUUAUAUUUUACACGCAAAACUAUUUUAUAAUUUAUAUACCUAACUGUAUGUACUAUGGAAAUAGAAAGUAUUUAACUA
Molecule: messenger RNA, 3028 nt
Organism: Drosophila rhopaloa
Lineage: Eukaryota; Metazoa; Arthropoda; Insecta; Diptera; Drosophilidae
Gene: Src64B
Product: tyrosine-protein kinase Src64B
Exons: 8
Coding region: 987-2645 (552 amino acids)
Biological process (GO): innate immune response; cell differentiation; protein phosphorylation
Cellular component (GO): extrinsic component of cytoplasmic side of plasma membrane
Molecular function (GO): non-membrane spanning protein tyrosine kinase activity; signaling receptor binding; ATP binding
Source: RefSeq, a predicted model, not a curated record